ACUAAAGCAGGGGCAACCUGACUCAAGCCACAGACUUGGAGCAACGUAGCUACCAUGGCAGAAGCUCCAAGCAAACCCGGAGGAGCCGGCCUGUUUGCCAAGCAUAUGCAGAAGAGGUUCAUGAGAGCCCAAGAAAUGGUUCUUCAGAAAAUUGGCAAAACCGUGGAAACAAAAGAUGAACAAUUUGAGCAGUGCGCAAACAGCUUCAACAAACAGCAGGCUGACGGCAACAAGCUCCACAAAGACCUGAGAGCAUAUCUGAACGCCGUUAAAGUGAUGCACGAGACCUCGAAGAGACUCUCGCUGACUCUGCAGGAGGUGUAUGAGUGUGAGUGGGACGGGCAGCAGGAUCUGCACCCCAUCAUAGAGAACAAUGACCUGCUGUGGGCAGACUACGAGGAGAAGCUGUCUGACCAAGCCAUGCGCACACUGGAGACCUACCUGAGCCAGUUCCCAGCGUUUAAGAAGCGCAUUGCUAAACGUGGCCGCAAGCUGGUGGACUACGACAUCUUCCGCCACCACCUGGAGUCACUGCAGAGCGCCAAGAAAAAAGACGAAGCAAAGAUCACCAAGGCUGAAGAGGAGUUUGUUAACGCCCAGAACGAGUUUGAAGAAUUAAAUGCUCAGCUUCGUGAGGAACUGCCUGAACUGUGGAGCAGCCGUAUCGGAUGUUACGUGACAAUAUUUCAGAACAUGUCCAACUUGCGGGAUAUUUUCUACCAGGAGAUGAGCAAACUGAACCAAGGCCUGUACUCGGUGAUGACCAAGCUGGAGAAGCAGCACAGCACCAAGGUGUUCAUUGUCAAAGGGGUCGCCAGCAACCGCAGGUCGCUCCUUAUCUCAGCCCCAGUCAUGUCCGUGCGUAGACUGUCGACUUCUUCAGAAAGCAGCCUUGACCAUUCAUCGAUGGGUGGCACCACGACAAGGGACGAGGCUCACCCUCCUCUCACCCCGUCCUCCACCGAGGCUCCACCUUCGCCGACACCGACGCCCGCUCCCAGAGUGGGGGCCGGUGAAGAAACUCCAAGCCACGGGGACACCCAGCCACCGGUCGAAGCUCCGACACCUUCUCCUCGCUCUGAAGAAUCACCGAAGGACGAGCCGGAGAUACCUGGAGACACAUCUUCCUCGAUGAGUCUCGAGCAGGGCGGAGAGUCAAAGUCCGAGGGUGAUUUAGGCCAGCCGCCCGAGGAGAGUCAAUCCGACAUCUCACCUACUCUGCAAACCUCGCCCGGCGUUCCCGCAGCCGCUGAUGAGGAGGACGCCUCAGCUUUCCAACACACAACUCCUUCAUCUUCCGCCGAUCCGGAUACGGGUUCAGCUCCGUCAGCAUCCGACGGUGAAACGUUGAUGCCUGCGGAUCCCGCGGCCUCACAAGGCGAGCCUGACCUUCCCGUGGACAAUGACGCUUCCGCUUCACCUGAAAGCCAACAAACUAGGGAGGCGACCGUCGAAACCUGCCCCCCAGCGCCCGAAACCUCAGAAGCUUCUGCUGAGACAGUUCCCCCGGCCGACCCUGUGUCUCCUGCAGCCCCGGGACCUGAAGGCACGGUCCAGGGUUCUUCUGAAUCCUCGCCUUCCCCUGACCGGGGUACGACCAGCGAGGUGCCCAGCGCUGGUCCCACCAGCCCAGCAGCUCCUGGAGUGGCACGGGCGGACGCACAGACUGUUCCUGAUGGUGAGGGGGUGGUGACGCUCUCCGCCGCCCCCCUCACUCCUUCCGCUACCCUGGCCGAUGCUCCACAGACUGGGGAAGCUGCCGUGACCGUUACUCCACCACCACAGCCACUGCCCCGGAACCGAUCUCUCUCCACCACGGCCAAGCAGACGGCGGAUGCCAGCCGGGAGGUGGCGGCUGAAGGAACUGAUCUCGCCCCGUGUGCCCCAGCCCGUGUAGCGGUGGCGCCGGGCCACAGUAAGGACGCCGACAGUUCACCUUGUGGGGAGAUGCCGCCUGGAUUCAUGUACAAGGUGAGAGUGAGGCACAGUCUGACGGAGGAUGCCCAUCUACCGUGCCAACAAGGUGACACCAUCCUCGUGCUCCCGGGCAAGGAGGGCGAGCCACAGCCGGGGGGAUGCGUGACGGGAGUGAAGGAAGCGGACUGGAUGCAGUUGAAGGACGUGGACCGUUUGCGAGGCACCUUCCCGCUGGAGCUGACGGAGCGCGUGGAUUGCCCCUGACGCCGCGCGCGCUUGGCUGCGGGACGGGCCCUCGGUCUCAGUGCUGCCGCGGUGAGGUGCGGCCGGGCCUGCUCACCGCCCCGCUCCUCUGCCGCACGUUGUGCGCUUUUAAUCUGCUUUGCAAUAAAAUGCCGUGCGGUACAAUGACA
This is a messenger RNA of Amblyraja radiata (thorny skate), 2330 nucleotides long. RefSeq names its product bridging integrator 2. The coding region runs from base 55 to 2181 and encodes 708 amino acids. Gene Ontology annotation, biological process: plasma membrane tubulation; phagocytosis, engulfment; podosome assembly. The record is from RefSeq and is a predicted model, not a curated record. Gene Ontology annotation, molecular function: phospholipid binding; protein binding. The transcript has 13 exons. Gene Ontology annotation, cellular component: phagocytic cup; plasma membrane; cytoplasm. NCBI's taxonomy places the organism in Eukaryota, Metazoa, Chordata, Chondrichthyes, Rajiformes, Rajidae.